Messenger RNA from Myotis lucifugus (little brown bat), 1684 nucleotides. It is a transcript of the gene SCRN2, whose product is annotated as secernin 2. The transcript has 6 exons. Gene Ontology annotation, molecular function: cysteine-type exopeptidase activity; dipeptidase activity. Gene Ontology annotation, biological process: proteolysis. The record is from RefSeq and is a predicted model, not a curated record. Lineage: Eukaryota; Metazoa; Chordata; Mammalia; Chiroptera; Vespertilionidae. Bases 31 to 1365 code for a protein of 444 amino acids.
CCUCGGUCCAACGGGCAGACCUGACCCUAAAUGGAGGCCCUGGCUCCCGGAACUAAGCUGGGGAUCGAGCAGGGAGAGAGGAUGGCAUCGUGGAGCCCUGACGCCCCAUGUUCCUGUGACUGCUUUGUCUCGGUGCCCCCGGCCUCGGCCAUCCCAGCUGUCAUCUUUGCCAAGAACUCAGACCGGCCCCGGGAUGAGGUGCAGGAGGUGGUGUUUGUCCCGGCGGGCGCUCAUGCCCCUGGCAGCUGGCUCCAGUGCACCUACAUCGAGGUGGAGCAGGUGGCGAAGACCCAUGCUGUGAUCCUAAGCCGCCCUUCCUGGCUGUGGGGGGCGGAGAUGGGCGCCAACGAGCAUGGCGUCUGCAUUGGCAACGAGGCCGUGUGGACCAAGGAGCCAGUUGGGGAGGGGGAGGCCCUGCUGGGCAUGGAUCUACUCAGGCUGGCUUUAGAACGCAGCAGCUCAGCCCAGGAGGCUGUGCACGUGAUCACAGGCUUGCUGGAGCGCUAUGGGCAGGGGGGCAGCUGCCGGGAGGACCCCACGCCGUUCUGCUACCACAACACCUUCCUGCUGGCUGACAGAACCGAGGCCUGGGUGCUGGAGACGGCGGGGCGGCUGUGGGCCGCACAGAGGAUCCAGGAGGGCGCCCGCAACAUCUCCAACCAGCUGAGCAUCGGCACCGACAUCUCAGCCGAACACCCGGCGCUUCGGGCCCACGCCCAGGCCCAGGGCUGGUGGGAUGGCCGGGGCCCCUUCGACUUCGCUCAGGUCUUCUCGCUGACGCAGCAGCCGGUGCGCAUGGAGGCGGCCAAGGCCCGCUUCCGGGCCGGGCGGGAGCUGCUGCAGCAGCUGCAAGGGGGCAUCACGGCCGAGGCGAUGAUGGGCAUCCUCAGGGACCAGCAGACGGGCAUCUGCAUGGACUCCGGGGGCUUCCGCACCACGGCCAGCAUGGUGUCCGUCCUGCCCCGGGACCCCUCGCGGCCCUGCGUCCACUUCCUCACGGCCACGCCAGACCCUUCCAGGUGCGGCCCGGGCUGGGGACCGAGGCGGAGUGUGCGGGGCCGGGUUCGCGAGGGACGUGGCCGUCCUCCAUCCCUCCAUCUGCGCCCCCUCAGGUCAGUGUUCAAACCUUUCAUCUUCGGGGCGGGGGCGGCCCAGGCCCCCCAGGUGCUGUCCCCCACCUUUGGAGCACAGGACCCCGUCCGGACCGCGCCCCGCUUCCAGACUCGGGUGGAUCGCCAGCACGCUCUCUACCGAGGACACCAGGAGGCCCUGGGGCUGAUGGAGCGGGAGCAGGUGACCCCCAGGGAGCAGGGCCUUCUGGGGGGACCACUCAUGGCCCCCACGCCCGCUGGGUUCUGGGAAUAGGGGGGGCUUGGGAGUGGAGAGGCUCCAGGGGGGGGAGAGGGCUCUCUCCCUUCAGAGCCAGCUGCCCAGGGGCAUGUCGGGGCCUUUGUCCCUUCCUCCUGCUCCGUGAGACCAAAGACGACAUGUCCCCCUUCAUGGGGGGCAAAGCCUGCGCCGGGGACUCACCUCUGCCUCUCCCGGCAGGACCUGGGGCAGCAGCUGCGGCAGAAGCAGCGGGAUCUGGAGCAGGAAGGCCUGGAGGCUGUGAGGGGGCUGCUGGCCGGGGCCCCACCCCCCCAGGAGCUGGGUGGCCUCUUCCAGGCCUUUGUGGAGCGGGAGA